AUGGCGGGAAACUGGCUGGAAGCCCAGCCCUCACCCUGCAGGGCCUGGAAGGAGGACUGGGGUGAGGGACUCAGGGAGGCCCGUCUCCUGUGCUCUCUCCAGGUCUGCUACCUGUGCCACAGCCUCCUGACACUCGCUGGGGUGGUGGUCAGCUGCCAAGACAUUACUCCAGACCAGCGGGAAGAGCUGCGGCUGUUGUGUAUGCAGUUGGACCGUCACAUCAACACCCAUAUCCGGGAGAGCCCCCAGGCCAUGCACCGGACCACGCUCAAGGACCUGGCUACCCAGACCCACAUCCGCUGGCAGGAGCUGCUGACCCACUGCCGGCCCCAGGCCCAGUGCUUCAGCCCCGGGAAGACAUCUAAAGGAGCAGGGCAGGGGUGGCCCAGGGCUGCGCUCUGCCAGGGAGUGAACAGGACCCAUGGAACUAAAGGAAGCAAAGAAUGGGGGCCAGAGGAGGACCAUCUGAUGAAGCAAGAGCCUGCCUCCUCCAUGCCCUGACUCCCAGUGGCAAGGGACCCUGCCUCUCGCUGCCUGCCCCACCCCCCUCCCGCUCUCCUUCCCUGCCCAGCAUGUCCUCCUUGUCCUCCCACCCCCUUCCUCUCUCACGAAUGUGAGGUUGCUUUGUGCACACUAAAGCCCAGUUUCACAUCAGUGGUUCAGAUGGUUUCCUGCAGCCCCUGUCCUGAGGUCUCGGGCCAGCGUCCGGUUUGCUGA
Messenger RNA from Myotis brandtii (Brandt's bat), 717 nucleotides. RefSeq names its product protein FAM178B-like. The record is from RefSeq and is a predicted model, not a curated record. The coding region runs from base 1 to 501 and encodes 166 amino acids. Lineage: Eukaryota; Metazoa; Chordata; Mammalia; Chiroptera; Vespertilionidae. The transcript has 4 exons.